This is a messenger RNA of Coffea arabica (coffee), 1235 nucleotides long. Its product is annotated as peroxidase 27-like. Gene Ontology annotation, molecular function: heme binding; peroxidase activity. Gene Ontology annotation, biological process: response to oxidative stress; hydrogen peroxide catabolic process. Lineage: Eukaryota; Viridiplantae; Streptophyta; Magnoliopsida; Gentianales; Rubiaceae. The record is from RefSeq and is a predicted model, not a curated record.
UUACAAUAGAAAGAAAUACUUUGGUUCGUAGCAAAAACAAUGGCAUUGUCCAAGUCUCUUUCUCUUAUCUUUCUUCAACUGUUAUGCGUUCUAUGUGUUUUAAACCUCUCGAAUGGAAAAGGCUUAGAUGUCAAUCUUUACGAAAAGACAUGUCCCUUCUUGGAGUUCAUUGUCAAAGACGUAACAGCAAAAUUCAUUUCUCGAACACCAAGUCUUGCUCCUCCAUUAUUGAGAAUGCAUUUCCACGAUUGUUUUGUUCGGGGAUGUGAUGGUUCGGUCCUAUUAAACUCUACCUCCAAAAAUCAAGCUGAGAAAGCAGCAAUCCCAAAUCAAUUGCUUACAGGGUACCAAGUUAUUGAUGCAGUGAAAUCAGCAGUAGAGAAAAUAUGUCCUGGUGUUGUUUCUUGUGCAGAUAUCGUGGCAUUAGUUGCCCGUGAUGCUGUUACUUUGAUUAAGGGACCAUCAUGGCAAGUCGAGUUAGGCCGAAGAGAUGGAACAGUCUCUAAAGCUUCAGAGGCCUUGAACAAGCUGCCUGCACCUUUCAUGAACAUAACUCAAUUGAAAGCAUCAUUUCAAUCUGUGGGUUUGAGUGUCAAAGACCUUGUAGUUCUAUCAGGAGGGCACACGAUUGGGAUAUCUCAUUGCAUUGGCGUCAACCCACGUUUGUUCAAUUUCACAGGCAAAGGUGACACUGAUCCAAGCUUGGACCCUAAGUACCUUUCUAAGCUAAAGCGACAAUGCAAGCCAGGGGAUGUUACUACAAUUCUUCAGAUGGACCGCACUCCAAAAAAAUUUGAUAUUGAUUAUUAUACUACAGUAAGUCAAAGAAGAGGGCUUUUUCAAUCUGACGCAGCUCUUUUGGAUGACACUGAAACAAAAACCUACGUCCAACAACAUCUAAGCCAUGCUGGAUCCAAGAGCUUCUUUGAUGAUUUUGGGGUUUCAAUGGUGAAUAUGGGUCGCAUUGGAGUUCUUACUGGCAAGAAUGGUGAAAUCAGGAAACAGUGUGCCUUCGUUAACUAAGCAAAUUUUUCUUAGUUCCUCUUUGUUUCAGUACUUCAAGAACUGGAUAUUGAAUUGAUUGUGUAAUCGUAGUGGCCAAUUGGAUUUGUUACGUUUGUGUUGUUAUUAUUCAUUUUAUAUGCAGUCAAAAAUAAUUGAGUUUGUUUCGAUAGAGGUUAUUUGAAAUAAUUAUUGUAACACUUUUUGUGAUGUGAUUUAUGUAAGAUAAAAAG